AAAAAUUAGAAUGCGUCACACCCACAUUCUAAUGUAAAAAAGGAAAAUUAAUACAAAAAUAAGACGAUGGCUGCAUGGCUUUGCCUUUGCCUUUACAAAUAGAGAAGAAUGGAACAAAAAAAAAGUAGUCUGUGCUGUGCCAUAGAGUACAUUGUUUGUGCGCUGUGGCUGUGUCUGCGUCAGUCUGCGUCGAAAAGAUAUACACAACUUGUAUUUCUCUAUUUAAAUUUAGCCUUAAAAAUUCACCUUUUACAAUCAUUGUGAUUUACAUUAUUCGACCACAAUAUGUGACUUACGGCUUUAUCGCUAACAACAUGGCAUACCUUUUGGAUCGGUUGAUACGUUUGCUGGCAUUGAUAAUACUGCUUGUAUUUUUCUGUGAAGCCUAUAGUAUCAAAUGUAGUAAUAGCAGACAAAACUCCACAUUAAUGAAACCAUCAAAAGACGGUGUGGAAGGUCGUUAUACAGUGGAAUGGUGUACCAAAAGAACAAAGAAUGACACAGUAUGGGAUCUCCAGAUUUUUUUCAAUCGCAAGAACCCUAGUAAGUGCUCCUACAGGGACAAGCAUUCGGCAAAGAUUGAAGAUUUAGACAGCAAAGACGUCAAUUGUAGCUUUGUUUGUUUAUCUACAGAAAUAGAUUUAAUAUUUAAUGCCUGUUACCGACUUGAACAGUUGUUUAGAACACAGGGCUCUGCAAAAUCGAUCACUAACUAUAACAUAUCUAAUGAAUAUUCAAUCGAAACAUUUACAAGGUCUGUGUUUACAGCCAAUGAAAUCAAUCAUGGUGACUACAUAUCAGUAAAUUUCUUCUUUGGCAUGGUACCUGUCACAUCUUAUGAAGUGACACUAUGCAAAUUGAAUGAUGAGUCUUAUGAUCGGGAGCAGUCGUGCGAAGAGGUGACGCAGAAUUGCACCAUCGUAGUGUCGCCGCACGGCGUCACCUGCAGGCUGCGCCCGUUGCCGCCCGCCGCCUACGAGCUGCAGUUGACGCACACGGCGCCCUGGACCUUGGGACACUUCAUGCGCGAAAGGACCCAUGUCCGGAGGCUUUUCAACGUGACAGCGCCCGCUCCCGUGAAGGUGGCGACUCCUCGGCGGGCCGGGUGGUGGAUAGGCGCGGGGGUGCUGGGGGUGCUGUGCGGCUGUGCGGGUGUAGCGCUGCUGGUGCUGCGCAUGCGGCGGCACUCACUGCUGCGCAAGCACGUGCUGCGGGACUGGCUGCACAGAGAGGAGAGUAGCAGCAAGCCCCUUCCUUACCCUGGUGGUGGGGGUGGGGGUGGGGGUGGGUCGGCGGGCCCCAUCCUGGUGGUGUACGCGCGCGAGGGUCCCGCGCUGACGCCCUUCAUCGAUGCCCUCAAACAGUUGCUGGAGACUGUGGCCCCGGGACAGAUCUACGACCUUUACGAUCCGUCGACUACCGCCCUCGCGGCCAGCAGCGGCGACGCCUGGGUGCGAGCCAUGCUGGCGCGACGCGACACCCGCCUGGUGUUGCUGCAAACCCCGGCCCUGCAGGCUACCGUCAACCACACUGUCAACUCGGAAGAGCCUCUGUUGGGCCGUCGCGGCGUGUACCGCUGCCCAUUGGCUGGCGAUUGGCUGCUGCCCCUCGUCAUAAGGAUCGCCACCUCACACAACCCGCCCGCGCCCUACCGACACUACUACCUGGCAACGUUGGAGAAUCUGGAGACGGAAACUCUGCCAUUGACCGUUCCGUUCCGCCGGUACGUGCUUCCUUCGCACGCGCUCUCGUUGCUGCAACACUUAUCGCCGUCCCUCUCCGACCCUCCCACAAACGCUGUCCUUCUCACUCCCUCUCCUAGCGAGGCGGAUCAACGUCGCUGGAUCGAUGAGAUGGCUCGAGCCGCUAUAGAUUUCGUUGAUUAUGCGAGAGCGCAUCCUGAUUAUCUGUCCGAGAAUCUUAUGUUUAUAUAG
Chilo suppressalis (striped riceborer) is the source of this 1934-nucleotide messenger RNA. NCBI's taxonomy places the organism in Eukaryota, Metazoa, Arthropoda, Insecta, Lepidoptera, Crambidae. The record is from the annotation of a GenBank genome assembly.